UCUUCUUCUGGGGGGGGGGGGGGCGGCUCAGAGCUGCCCCACUCACUCUGGGGAUGCCCAGCACCAUAUCCUCACCCAGGGUGUCUCGGGGAGGGGAAUCUUUGGACCCUUUUUUGCCCUCUGCAAAUACCCUGCCAUGCUGGGCUGGGUUAAAGGAGUGCCGGGGAGCAUUUUGGCUGUGCCGGGGGCCUGGGAAGCCCCCAGCUGGCUCCGCUCCAGUGGGGAUGGAGUGGGCUGAUGCGGUCGAACCCCCAAAUCCAGCACAGCCAGGAGGAAACUGGUCAUGCUGUGGAGCCCUGAGCGGUGCCGCUAGGACCCAGGGCCUCUGCCUGGGCAUGAAUGCAGCCAAACCAGUUUGGAUGAGAUGAGCCACCAGUGCCGUCACCGGGGCCAUCACCAGUGCCAGGCCGCCACAGGUUCCUCCAGACCGCAGGGCGAGAGGGCCCCCCCCGAGAGGUGACGGGGACAGCGAUGGCGGCGGUGACGGGGACAGCCGGCGUCCAGGGCCUGGAGCUGAGUGAGGAGUGGCAGGACGAGGACUUCCCCGGGCCGCUCCCGGAAGAGGACACCCAGGGUCCCCCGCGGCUCAUGCGGAGGCGGCUGCCAGCGCCGGAGCUGAGCCUGGCGCUGGAGCGGACUGAGGGCGCCGAGCACUCACCCGAUGCCAGCCUUGACCUCAACCUCGACGCGCUGGAGACACCCUCGGGGAGUGAGCUGGAGGGUCCCAACGCCUUUGAGUGGGAAGAUGAGCUGCCAUGCACCUGGGGGCUUGCCGAGGGGCUGUGCCCAGCGGGCACCCGGCGGGUGCUGGACGUGGAGGAUGAGGGUGGCCAGCGCUGGAGGCUCUUCCUGGGCGAGCGGCUGGAGCAGAAAGUGGAUCUGAGCGCAGUGGAGCCCUACACCCGGGUCCUCUCCCAUGCAGGGUACCACAGCGGGGGCCUCGGCGCCAUCCUGCUCUUCGCCGCCUGCCACCUCCCGGACAGCAGCAUCCCCCAAUAUGACUACGUGAUGGAGCACCUGCUCAGGUACAUCGCAGGCACCCUAGAGGUGACGGUGGCCGACCGCUACGUGCUGGUGUGCCUGAGCGGGGCCACAGCGCGCGGGCAGAUCCCCUCCUUCGGCUGGAUGAAGCAGUGCUACCAGGCUGUGGAUCGGCGGCUCCGGAAGAGCCUCCAGGCUGUGAUCAUCGUCCACCCUACCUGGUACAUCAAGGCGCUCGUGGCUCUCUCACGGCCCUUUCUCAGCCCCACGUUCAGUGGCAAGGUCCGGUUCGCCACCAGGCUGCAGGAGCUCACGCAGCUCAUCCCCCUGGAGCCAGCACUCAUCCCCGAGCCUGUCCGGCGACUAGAGCCGGGCUGGGACGGCUGCCAGGACGUGCUGCAGUGAUGGAAAGGUGCUACCAGGACCGGUCCUGGGGGGAUGCACAGUGGUGGUGUGGCAGGAGCUCUCCCUGUGCUGAAAGCAAUGGCCGAACACCUGCAGGGGAAUAAAGGACGUGGACACAAGCGCAGU
Struthio camelus australis is the source of this 1512-nucleotide messenger RNA. RefSeq names its product BCL2 interacting protein like (gene BNIPL). Lineage: Eukaryota; Metazoa; Chordata; Aves; Struthioniformes; Struthionidae. The record is from RefSeq and is a predicted model, not a curated record. Gene Ontology annotation, cellular component: cytoplasm. Gene Ontology annotation, biological process: apoptotic process.